Messenger RNA from Nematocida ausubeli, 1377 nucleotides. RefSeq lists its product as uncharacterized. NCBI's taxonomy places the organism in Eukaryota, Fungi, Microsporidia. The coding region runs from base 1 to 1377 and encodes 458 amino acids. The record is from RefSeq and is a predicted model, not a curated record. The transcript has a single exon.
AUGUCGUGUUCCCCAAAGGAUAAUGGCCACUGUGUCCCUUUGUAUGACGAGUUUCAAAAAGGCGAUGAUAUUUGGGUGUUUUUUCUUGCCAAUAAUCCAAUUGCAUGCAGUGUUCUCAUUGUAUGUGGAUUUUUAUCAUCUCUAUAUAUGAUUUUCUGCAUAAUUGAGUCAUGCGCAAUGGGCCAUAAAUUCAAAGAAAGCACAAGUAAAGAUAGUUUGAAGAGCAAGCUAAUUAGGUGCCUAGCACAGCAGAAGAAGAAAAAGAAGGAGGAAGCUAAAAAACCUGUUAGACUCAUUAAUUAUACAGGCCUAAAGAGUAUAGCCAAACCAGAAGAAGUGCAGCCAUUAUUACAGGAAGAAGUACAGCCACUGUUACAAGAAGAAGUACAGCCAUCAUUACAAGAAGAAACACAGUCACCAUUACAGGAAGAAGAUAUUCAAAGAAAUAGGGCGGCAACAACACCCCCUCUCUCUCCUAUAGAGGAAAAUGCAUACCUUGAAGAAGUAGACUCAAAAAAUAUAGAAAGACGCAGAUCUAUGACAGUCCCUGUAGUAAGGAUAUCUGCACCCCCUCAAAGUGACCUGUUUAAUAGUGAUAGAAUAAUUGAGGAUACUUCAUCAGAACAAAGUAAUGCAUCAGAGCAUGAUGAUACACCAAAUGAAAUAAGCCCGGUGAUAGAUAGAUCGAAUGAAGUAAAUCUAAGAGUGCAAAGAGAGGAUUCAACAUCUGUUGCAUUGGAAUUCAACUCAAAUCAAGAAAUUGAAAUGAUAGAACUGCCAAGAAAACCAGUAAUCCCAAAUUAUGACUUCAAUGAGGUUGAAAUACAAGCUAUUGCAGAUGAGCACCAGAAGCUGCAGGAAGUGGAUAUCUUGAUAUACAGAAUAAUAUAUAAGAUAAGUCCUUUCUGGAAUCUAGUCAUACACAGGGUAGGCAUGAAUUGCAUACUUAUUGUAUUCUUCAUAUGGUCAUACUAUAUUCUACCAGUAUGGCUAAUUAGCAAGGAAAUAUAUGUUGAAAGAAAUGACGGGGCAUAUAUCCCAGAGACAGCAUUAGAUCUUUUUUUCCAGGAAAGAAUGAAGGCAAGACUAGAUCUAGAUGAAGCACGUAUUAAAGAAAUCUCAACCAGAGAGCUAGUCAAGAAGAUGAAGAGUUUUAGAGAAAAGUCCGAAACAUACGAGAUAUUUAGGCAUAUAAUUAGAAAUAAGAUAAAAGAACCAGUGCCUUUGGUAAAGUCAGUUGAAUGGCUGAAACAGAACUUCCCAGAUAUCACAAGAUACGAUAAUGUAUACGAAAGAAUUAUGGCAAGAAUUCAGAACUUUAAAAAAAUCUUCCCAGGCCACAAAAUACCAGAUGGAUUUGAGGCCUUUACUAAAUAA